Messenger RNA from Beta vulgaris subsp. vulgaris (sugar beet), 1135 nucleotides. RefSeq names its product BON1-associated protein 1. Bases 152 to 763 code for a protein of 203 amino acids. The transcript has a single exon. NCBI's taxonomy places the organism in Eukaryota, Viridiplantae, Streptophyta, Magnoliopsida, Caryophyllales, Amaranthaceae. The record is from RefSeq and is a predicted model, not a curated record.
UGUCUUCAUUUUAAAUGAGAAACAACAUCCCUCCUUCUCUAUUCUUUCUAUCUACUUUCCACUCUCCAGUAUAUAUAUACCUAUGCACAUAUGACAUAUUUUCCAAACAUCAUCACAAAGUUGCAUUUCUUAACCAAUUUGUUCUUAUCAAAUGAAUCCUACUAUUUCCUCUUCAUAUUCUUUAGAAAUCACCCUUAAAUCAGCAGAAGAAUUAAUCAUAGGAAAUCAUAAACCCAUUAAAAAGAAUGUUUUUGUUUCGAUUUCUACAGAUAAUCAAGUUUGUAUGAACAAAUUACAAACCAAAUUAUCUGAUGAGGCUAACAAUGGCAAACCUACAUGGAAUGAGAAGCUGUUAAUGACCACUUCCAAAAAUGCGAAUUUUGUUCAUUUGGAGGUUUAUUACAAGAAGAGAUCAAGUGAGAAGUUUAUUGGUAUAGCUAAAGUUCCAACUUCAGAUUUUAUUGGUAAAAACAUGCCUUUAAACUACUUACAUUGCUUAAGUUAUAGAUUAAGAGAUCAAAAUGGUGCACCAAAUGGGAUAAUUAAUUUUAGUGUGAUUGUAAAAAGUAAAUUAGAUUGUCAUAGUGAUGAAAGUUAUAAUUACAGAGAAGAAGUUGAUAUACAAGGAUUUAAUAAUAGAGGGAAUUAUUAUGGGCCAAAACCAUGGGUUGGAACAUCGUCGUUGUUAGGUGGUGGCAGAAGGAAAUCUAGUGCUGCUGUUGUUGGUGUUCCUGCAGCGUGGUACAAUUCAUGUCAUGCAUGAUGUGCAGCAAAUCAAACAAAUUAUAAUCGAGUGGUCUUGGCAUAGUGGUUACUCACUUUUUCUCUUAACCAAUUGUUCGGGGGUUCAAUCUUCAACCUUUGAGAAUGGAAAGAGAUUUUUGGUCAGCCUUUUACCCUUAAGUGGAGCACCCGGGGUGAGGGGAUUAGUCACUGCUAUCGACGGUGUUGUGUAUACCUUGGUUGUUCACAAAAAAAUCAAAAAAUUACUAUAAAAGUACAUUAAUAUUAUUAGUACAACAGUAAUCAUUCUUUAUAUCAUUGUUAUUGUGUUAUGGCGAAGGCCAAGGGCACGCAAUAGAAAAUCUAUCUUUAUUGGAACCAAAUUGAUUAUAUAUAUAUGGAUUCUUUCACA